Messenger RNA from Musa acuminata subsp. malaccensis (wild Malaysian banana), 1035 nucleotides. Its product is annotated as salicylic acid-binding protein 2-like. Gene Ontology annotation, molecular function: methyl indole-3-acetate esterase activity; methyl jasmonate esterase activity; methyl salicylate esterase activity. Gene Ontology annotation, biological process: jasmonic acid metabolic process; salicylic acid metabolic process. NCBI's taxonomy places the organism in Eukaryota, Viridiplantae, Streptophyta, Magnoliopsida, Zingiberales, Musaceae. The record is from RefSeq and is a predicted model, not a curated record.
GGCGAAGAUGAGUAUUCGUUAGAAUGGAGCAACCCGAGAGCAAAGGCAUUGGAGGAGACAUGAGCGAGGGAAGCGGCAACAAGAAGCACAUAAUUCUCGUCCAUGGCGCUUGCCAUGGAGCAUGGUCUUGGCACAAGGUGACGACGCUGUUGAGGUCCGCGGGGUACCGGGUCACGGCGCUUGACCUCGCGGCCUCCGGCAUCGACGAACGGCGGUUCCAAGACCUGCGUACGUUCACCGACUACACGCAACCACUGUUGGACGUAGUGGCCUCCCUUCCACCUGGUGAGAGGGUCGUCCUCGUAGGCCACAGCCUCGGAGGCAUGAACAUUGCUCUGGCCAUGGACAGGUUCCCUGAGAAGAUCGCUGCCGCGGUGUUUGUCACCGCCUUCAUGCCCGAUUCCGUCAACCCGCCCUCCUACGUCCUCGACAAGCUUAAACAGGAGAAAACCAUGUCAUAUUGGCUUGACACUCAAUUUGGGUUAGUCGUCGGGGACAGAGAGAGAGGCCCGACUUCCAUGCUGUUAGGUCCCAAGUUUUUGUCCAAGCUUUACAAGCUCAGCCCACCCGAGGAUCUCACGCUGGCGAUGACCCUCGCGAGGCCUUCUUCUUUAUUCCUCGAAGACCUGGUGUCCAUGCCGCCCUUCUCCGAGUCAGGAUACGGGUCGGUCGAGAAGGUCUACGUCGUGUGCGCUCAGGAUGAAGGCAUAAGCGAAGCGUUUCAGCGCUGGAUGAUCGAGAAUAACCCAGUGAAAGUGGUGAAGGAGAUCGAGGAUGCCGACCAUAUGCCCAUCUUCUCAACCCCGAAGCAGCUCUUCCAAUGCCUGUCUGAUGUUGCCGAUGCCUGUGCUUGAUCCUCCCGGGUUUUACUAUUACAAGCCACCGAAUACUGUGGCCAUAGUUAAGUAAAUAAGAUAGUUGUCCGUGAGUUGCUGCUGUGAUCGAUGCAUCAUGGUUUGCUAUCAGCAACGGUGUAUUUGUUUCGUAUAUCAAAUCAUGGACAGCUGAGAAGACAAUAAAAUAAAUAGAUAUUGU